This is a messenger RNA of Grus americana (Whooping crane), 3520 nucleotides long. It is a transcript of the gene GPRIN1, whose product is annotated as G protein regulated inducer of neurite outgrowth 1. Gene Ontology annotation, biological process: neuron projection development. Gene Ontology annotation, cellular component: plasma membrane. The transcript has 3 exons. Bases 56 to 1660 code for a protein of 534 amino acids. The record is from RefSeq and is a predicted model, not a curated record. Lineage: Eukaryota; Metazoa; Chordata; Aves; Gruiformes; Gruidae.
GGCAGCCGGGGGGAGCGGCCCGGGGCGCGGUACCGCCCCCGCCGCCGCCCCACGCAUGCUCGCCGCCGCUGCCGCCGCCGCGCCGGAGCCGAGCGGAGCGGGACGGGACGGUACCGGACGGGAGCCGGCGGGAGCAUCCGCCGCCACAGGGGUGCCUACACCGUGUCCCUCCGCUCCGGCAGCCACAGCAGCUCCUGGAUCCCGCUCCCGGUCUGGCUGUGCUGGGGAAGGCUGGCUUUUACGACCUGCGGCGGGACUAGCAUGGGAGAAGCCUUCCCUGGGCAUGGGCAGCGCUAAGGAGCCUGAGGGGCUGCAGCUGCUGAGCCGCCAGGCCGGGGCUGAGGACGCCUGUGAGCCCGGUGCCAGCUCCCCCGGCUGCCCGCCAGCGGGUGAGUGCCUGCCCGGCUCCGGCUGCACCGCGGGGGGCCGUGCCAUGAGGACCUGCUGCGCAGUUGAGCCGGAGGCCCAGGGCACUGUGGCUGGCGCAGCGGUGGAGAAGAAGGUGCCAUCACCGACAGGACCGGCUCCUGGCACGCUUCUCCCGGACGCCGGUGUGGAGCCAAGCGUGGCGACAGUGACGGGAAGCUGCGGGGGACCAGCCGGCGCUGCCCCUGCCUGUGGUCCCACGGGGCUGGGGGGCCCCAGUGCCCAGAAGAAUGCAGCCUCCAUUACCACCCUGCCUGAGCCCUGCCUCAAAGCACCCAGCAAGGACGGGGGGAGCGCAUCAGCUCCUGCCAAACACGUGGCAUUCGUGGAGCCUGCUGUGGGCGCUGGAGCAGCUGAGCUGCCAAGUCAGGAUCAGCCUCAGGGUGGCACAGGAACAUUCCCAAGCACUGUGCCCCAGCCGGGGGGCAGCGAGGCUCCCAAACACCCCCAGGGGGGCACGGCGGACCCUCCCGGUAGCAGCACUGUGGGGAGCGGGGGCGGCAGCAAGGCAGGGCCAAACCCCACCGCCGUGGGCCAGGGCAGAGCUGAGGGGAGCCCAGCCCAGGGUGUGGAUGCCGGGAGCAGCCAGCAGCCCCGGACAGCCAAGCUGCUCUGCGAGUCCUACUCCUUCGAGGUGACCCCGCCACAGGAUGCCGGGACACAGGACACAGGGACGCAAGUGGACAGCCGAGCGUCCCUGGUGUCGGUGGCCUUGAGCCCCAUGAGCCCCCCGGGUGGGGCUGCUGCCUUCACCUUCCCCAAGAGAGAGCUGGGCUCUGCUGCUCCCCCACGCCUGGAGCCCUCCAAGAAGGACGCGGAGAUGCAGGUGUCCAUGCCCGUGGAGACCCGCUCGGUGGCCACUGGGCCCAUGACGCCAGUAGCCAAGUCCCCGCAGGCCUCGUAUCCCGAGGUACAUGUGAAGGGGACGGUGGUGGAGGAGACUCCGGAGCCCAUCCGGGAGGUGAGCUGGGACGAGAAGGGGAUGACGUGGGAGGUGUAUGGGGCCUCCAUGGAGGUGGAGGUGCUGGGCAUGGCCAUCCAGAAGCACCUGGAGAAGCAGAUCGAGGAGCAUGGGCGGCAGGUGGUGAUGACCCCGCAGAGCACCCGCACCGGCUCCCUCAAGGGAGCACCCCGCAAAGGCGAGGCCAAGAGGCAGCCCAGCGUCUUUCGGGCUCUGCUGCAAAACGUCCGGCGGCCCCGGUGCUGUUCCCGUGCCAGCCCUGCCACGGAGUGAGCCACUGCCCGCGCCAGUGGGGCAGGGGUGCCACGGGGAGGGGUCCCUGCCCCGGCGUCCCAAGACACCCACUGCCAGCGCGUGGGGCUCCUGGGGCUGGGGCGGGCAGUGAUGGAGCACUACACGCUGGGGCAAAGCGUCUCCUUCGCUGGGGGUCCCCUUGCCAGCCUGGGGUCCCCCUGCCAGCCUGGCCCCAUGGAGGUGUCCCGGGACAUGAGGCUGGUGCCACAUCUCUUUGCUUGGUGGCUUUUUUUAGCAUGAGGAGGCGCAUGGCUCCUUCCAGGCAGAGGCGGCUGCUCCCGGGGCAUCUCCUGCCCAUGGCACAGGUCUGGUGGUGGCUCAAGGUGGGCACAGGCAGGUCGCUUCUGGCUUCUCUGAGCUCUGGCUUGGCUCAUGCCCCAGGCAGCAGCAUCACUCCCCAUGCUGGAGAGAUGCUGGUGCAUCACGGUGCCACCACUUCUCUGCAAUCAGCCCAUGGCUGCCCACAGUGGGGGCUUUCAGCCCAGCCCGCCACAGCCUCGUCCUCUCUGCCCUGCUGCUGUGCCGUGGGUGCCCCGGAGCUGGGAGGACGUGGCCACACAGAGCACUGGGACAGAUCUCUGAUGGCAGAAACUGGGGCUGACCAUGGCUGCAGUAGAGAGCCGCUGGUCCCUGUUACUGUGGCUGGAGGCACUUGGGAAGUCUGUCCCCACGGGCCCCAGCCCCUCCUUGCAUGGGGACCUGCCCAGGGGCGGCCGUGGGAGCCCAGGGUACAUCCUCACCACGGCUGGCAGUGGGGAUGAAGCAGGCCCUGCCGCCUGGCCCAUCCAGCCUCCCCAGUGCUGGAGAGGUCCCGUAUGCUGGGGACGUGGACGCGUGUCCCUUCAGCCCUGCUGGCUGCUCUCCCCUACAGCAGCCAGGGAUGUGCCGGCUGCAAAGCGCUGCCACUUUUUACAGCUGGGGUUUUACAGGGCGGGGGGGAGGGGGGCUUUUAUUGAACCGUGUUUGCAUUUUUGGAGCUUUUUAAGAGCCACUUUCAAACAUGUGCAUCCUGCCUGGAGCCACCUCCUCCCCAGUGGCCUGCAGGACCAUGACCCUCUUUUCAAACACUUUUCCUAUGUUGCCUGCACCCCGCUGGACUGGAGAACGUCAGGAGCGAAGGGUCGGCGUGCAGGGGAGUGAGCAUCUCCACGGCUGGGUGAGCGUCCGCAUGGCCAGCAGCACCAUGGCAUCCUGCAGAGACAUGGGACCUGGCCCUCCAGCCUGGCCUUGUGCAGAGGACCGGCCCUGCAGUGCCACAGCGAGGGGGUCCCAGACCCAUGCCCAGCGCUUGAUGGGCAGGAGGCUGCAAAUGGGGUGUGCUUGGGCAGAUGCACCAUCCCCUCUGGGCAGAGGUGCAGGAAGGCUCAAGGUGCCGGGACACCAGUACAGCCCCUUCCCCUCUUAGGGGCAAGUCUUGCCCCUCAAACUCCUGUUGUACAUCCUGGGCUUGUUUUGGCCCUGGGGGCUGUCUCUUGCCCGGGGGGGUGCUGCGAAGGGCUUGCUGAAGUGCCACCCUGCAGCCAGGGCUGAGGCCAGUGCCUGCUCUGUGCUGCAGCGCUCACCGGGAGCCAGCUUUUCCCUGUGCCUUGGGCUGCAGGAGUGGUGCCACGGCCACACAGGGAAGACCAGGAGCCCUGGGGCAUCCCCCCGCCACCCUGCCCCAGGCUGUCCCCCACCUCUAGCCCUGUGCUGCUGAGCUGUGGCACGCCGGUGCUGCGGCUUCAUCAUCUACUUCUUUUUUUCCUCUUCAUUUCUUUUUUUGGGGGUGGGGGGAGGAAGGGGGCGGGAGGACCAACCUGUCAACGUGGAUGUUGGGUAAUAAAACCUUGCACAAAUCUC